CUCUUUCAUUUCUUCAAAUCCCAUAGUUUCAUUUCUUCAAAUCCCAUGCCUAGUAUUUUGAUAUCAACUGUACAAAGAGAAACAAGAGUCUGUGAUGGGUACUAAUCUAACCUGUCCCUCAACACAAUGAUCACUUUGAUCAGCCUAAUCUUCCAUUUAUGCCGCCUUAUAGCGAUCGUGUUGAUAUUGGCAUCACGCGCCGGCGGCUUAGGGAGUGAAGGCCACAAUGAUGAUACCCGUGGUAAGGGAACCACUAUAGAGCUCAAGGGCGGACCAGAGGAUGUCGCGUGGGUUGUUCAGCUGUCUGAUCUGCACUUUAGCUCCCACCAUCCAGAGAGAGCACUGGACUUCAAGGACAUUGUGGGUCCUACUCUCUCCAUGGUCAAUCCUUCCCUGGUUUUCCUCACCGGUGACCUAACCGAUGCAAAAAGCAAGGAUUUGCUAACAUCAAAUCAAGACGAAGCAGAAUGGUUAGAAUAUCAGGAAGUUAUGGAAGAUGUCAUUAAAAAGAGUGGACUGAACAAGACCAAUUUCUUUGACCUUAGGGGAAAUCAUGAUACAUAUGGUGCAAGCAUUGGUAGUUCGUUUGAUUUUUACUCAAAGUAUAGCAUCAAUGGACAGCUAAGAAGAACUGGCCGGGUCAACAGUGUUAGAGUUCAGGUUAUUUACUAUCCAGUUCCUGUGUCUGCACCCUGUUUUGGGGAACUUACAUGAUGAUGAUAAGAGCCCGUUUGGUGCGGGUUAUUCGACUGAUAUGGGCACCAAAUAAGCUGCCGAGUUCUUAUAGCUAGAUACUAAUCUUUUAGUAUGGUCUGACCCAAAUGUAUUAUGUGUCAGUUGAGAUAACCAGGCCCUGAGUUCUGUUUGUUUUGGUUGUACUAGUAAUCCCAGCAUAGUAACAUGUUUGUUUUACGUGGAUGUUACUGAAAACCAUGCAGCCUUUUCUUGUCUCUGAUGCAUGUUGUACUAAUAAUCCUAGCAUGUUUGUUUUACGUGGAUGUUAUUGAAAACACUCGGCUUUUUCUCGUUCUUUGAUGCAUGUGAUCCAUCUUCCAGACUGGCACCUGCAAUCUACUUUUCGUUGCGUUUGACAGCACAAUGUCGUCAGGGUUACGGGGCCCAACUAACUUAUUUGGUCACCCAACUGAUCACCUGUUAGCUGAAAUAAACUCUGAACUUUCACAAUGGGACACUGAACCCACAGCAUCUCUUCUGAAGAUUUCAUUUGGGCAUUUUCCAUUGUCCUUUUCUGCUGCAGCAUAUUCUGGGAGGACUUUGAAGGAUGUAUUUCUGAACCAAUCUUUGUCUGUUUACCUAUGUGGGCAUUUGCACACAACGUUUGGGAAGAAUUUAAAAUGGCUUCAUGAGAGGCCCAAACACUUCUCUAAGAAGAAUCUCAACGAAGCUCAUGGAUUUUGGGAGUGGGAAAUGGGUGAUUGGAAGAAGAGCAGAACAAUGCGUAUCUUGGCUGUUGAUAGAGGUUUUAUUUCAUUUAUAGAUUUAGACUUCAGAUUGAGGGUGAAGGAAAGUACUAUUAUAUUGCCUACGUUCCCACCUGACUCACGUUUUGUUUUUGACAACUCCCUGCCAGUGGGCCCCACAUUUUUCAAUCACAUAAGAGCUCUUGUGUUUUCUUCUUCACAAAUAGUGUCUGUCGUGGCCAGGAUCUAUGAUUCAAAGCUGGGAAGUCUCAGUUUGGUAUCAGAGUCUGGAAUGAUGAAAAUGCAGAAUUCAUCCUCAUCAAGGGGGGACCUUUAUAGUUGCCCGUGGGAUUUCAAUUCCUUUGAAGAUCCAUCGCCUGAGCGGUUUUUUUUUGCAAAUAGGGGCGGUUGACAUCAGUGGAAGAUCAUCUUUUACUGAAUUACGGCCGUUCUCUGUUGGUCAACGUAAUAUGCUCUCACAGAAUUGGAAAGAAUUUAUGGUUAUGAGGUUUCAAUGGGAUGCUUUGUAUUACCCAUUAUUAUGGUCCCUUUACAUAAUCGUUCUUUCCCUUCUUCUAGUUCCAAAAACCAUAAUAUCAUUUUCUAGACGGCAGCUCAGUACUUGUGGUAUGAAUUUUAAUAACAACAGAGAACUAGUAAAUAAUGUCAGAUGGAUUAUGACGGAAUUAUACAGCGUUCAAUGGGUAUGGGUUGGCAUGAUUGGUUAUUUGUUUUACCUCAUAUUAUGCCCCUGGCUUUGUGGUCAAGGUCUCGCUGAAGGAGAAAAAGGAUACAUGACUUAUCGUGGUUGGGCAUUCAAGUUUUUGACAAAGGAGAAUAUACAAUUUGUAGGGUUUCCGGAUGUAAUGGUGGUUGUUAUCCCACAUCUUUAUGUCGUGGUGCUGCCUACUUGUCUCGUAAUUGGAGCAUUGGUUGUUGAAGCAGGAGUGCAUCGAGAUAGUAUGCGUUUUCUUUCUGGUAAAAAAGAGGAUGAUUUCGAUUCAAAGAAGGGAUCCAAUGCUUUACCUCAUAGUGUGCGUUGGAUUAGGAAGGUCCUCAUGCUGAUAUGUUUGACAAUUUGUUGUGUCCAUUUCCUGAGUUGCCGAGUUCUUUCGAAAGCAUAUGAAAUGAACGUAUUCAUCCAUUUUCCUAUAUAUAGCAUUUCAGUCCCAUGGUUGCUAGUGUUUGCAAUCUACAGAACACGCAAGAUUUAGCGCCAUUUUUUGCUUUUUGGGGGAAAGGCAAGAGAAACGUCAGGACACGAACACCUCCAGAUUUUCUGGUUCAAAUAAAAGAAAUCAGGGCGAGAGAAUCGAAAGGAUUUUCCAUCCUCCAGCCAGCGUUCUUUAACAAUAUUCUAAGAGGCCCAAAAGAUAAUAGUUUUUUAAAGGUAAGGCUACUUCUUUAAUUGACGUUCUAUUGCAUUAUUUAUAUUGUUUGGAUUGCGGUUUGGUGCUCGUUAGGCACAAACCUUUUUCCUUAUAAUUUAGUUAUUAUUAUUGUCAAAAACUAACUUUAUUUGUCUAGACUAACUACAUUGGUUGAUAACCUGAUAAUAGAGAAAACCAGUUCGAGAUUGCUUUAUUGGGAUGAAAUGAAAGGCAUGACAUUUAUUUAGCAUGCAAAAAUAGGAUUUUAUUUAUCUUUUUAUGUUUUAUCUUUCUUAUGUUAUUGUUUUUCUUAUAUUUAUUUAUCUUUAUCUUAUCCGUUUUAUCUUUUUAUUUUUUUUCUUGGUUGUCUUCUCUUUUUGACAACAAUAUCAUGGAUCGAUUCUUGUUAGCCUACCCCAAAAUCUUUUGGGACUAAGGAUUGGAUGUUGUUGUUGUUGUUGCAAAAAUAGGAUUUUAUUUUUGAAUUACUGACACCAAGUGUAAUGAUGCCUCGUAUGCUUAUUUUUAUUGGAAAUUUCUUAGGAUAUGACUAAAACUAAAUUAGUUUCCGAAUCUAUGACCUAACUAGUUUUUGGACGGUGGCGGCAUUGCUAUUGGACGGUGGUGGUCCUACAAGUCGGUGGCGGUGCUACUGGUCGGCAGCGGCCGUGCGGCUGGACGGUGAGUCGGGGAAUGGCAGGCGGCCGUGCGAUUAGGGUUGGAGACUAGAGGCUAGUGUUGGAGAAAAGGGGUGUAAGGUUAGGGUUUUAUAGGUAUAACCUAAAGGGUAUAUUAGUCCAUAAAAAGUAUUUUUUUAUUAAUUAAUUAUGAAACUAAUUAAACUUUAUAGAUUUAAAUAUUAUUUUGGAAAAAAAAAACUAGUUAGGUCAUAGAUUGGGGAAGUGGGAGAGUAUUAGUCAUACCUAGAGUAAUUAUCUCUAUUUUUAUAUUUCAAGUUGAAAUUAUUAAGUUAUAUGAACUUGACCAGCUGUUGUCUCCCAAACUCUUAAUAUGUUCAUCAUCAUCAUCAGUACUCCAGUGCCACAAAGGCUCCACCUACGGUGGGGUAAGGGGGUCGGAUGUACGCGGUCUUACCCCUAUACUAAAGUACAAAGAGACUAUUUCCGGAUGACCCAUGAUGAAAAUCACGUCGAAAAUUGCAUGGACUGACUGUUGCUUCAUAAUAAAGAGACACAGACAGUUUAGUGAGCCGUUUUGCUUUAUUCAAUCAUAUUCCCAAGCCAAAAAAUAGUGAAUCUUUGGUAAGGGCUUCACAAACACAUUAGUUCUAAAAUUCGCUCAGUAGUUCAAAUUUCAAAAAGCUUGCCAAGUCUCCAUUUUUGCAGUAAUUUGGUAGCACUCGUAUAUCUAUAUGCUCAUAGUUACAUAUGGAUUUGGUCAUUAUAAACUAUUCAUUCAUAACGUGCAUAUUAGUGGCCUAAGCAUAUGCAUGCUUUUGUUUUUCCAUGGCACUUGUUGCAGUCAUCUUUUUCUUGACCCCAUAAGCAAACCUCAAGGCUUGUUUGAUCAUUCAUCUUUGAACGUGAUGACAGCAAUAGCUGGAAUUCAAUGUUAAUGUCAGAUGAAUCUUCAUAUGUGUUAAUAUAAAUGACUACUUCAUAUUAACUAAGAUCUUAGAGUAGAAGUAACAUUAAUAAGAACUCUAUUCCUUUUUCUUGUAUGCAUUUCUGAACCCAUUUAAAGUUUCAUCAUGUCUAAUUUGUUCAAUGUAUGUUGCACUUAUUGAUGAUCUACUUAGAUUAUUCCCUAUAACUCUUAAGUUAAUAUUGCCUUAAUUUCCAAUCACGCAAACAGGAUUGUCAAAACCAUAGAGCUAUAUGAAUCUGCUGAUCUAAACCACCCAAAAGUAGGCAAGCUUUAAGUCUAAAUUUAUCGUCUAUGCUUUUUGUUGUUUGUAGGUUGGAAAUUUGGUAGGUUUUUAUUCCUUUGGGUCUUCAAAAUUGAAAGCAUGUCCCUGGUGAAGGCUUGUGUGCACUUCAAGUAUUUGUCACAUGUGGUUUCCUUUGAUGUCCUACACCCUUAUUCUUUUUCUUUCAUUGGAGUGCACUGCUUGCUUAACCUGCUUUUAAAUGGUUUUUAUGAAGAUACGAAGAUCAUUGGUUUGUUACUUUGUUUAAAAUGGGAUUGGAGUUUUAUUCUGAUCUCUUUCUCAACUCCCUAUUGCUAGGCAGUAGGUACUGGUGCUGCUAUAUCUAUAUUACGUG
Messenger RNA from Cuscuta europaea, 5016 nucleotides. The record is from the annotation of a GenBank genome assembly. NCBI's taxonomy places the organism in Eukaryota, Viridiplantae, Streptophyta, Magnoliopsida, Solanales, Convolvulaceae.